Molecule: messenger RNA, 2650 nt
Organism: Serinus canaria (Common canary)
Lineage: Eukaryota; Metazoa; Chordata; Aves; Passeriformes; Fringillidae
Gene: CIAO3
Product: cytosolic iron-sulfur assembly component 3
Exons: 11
Coding region: 477-1904 (475 amino acids)
Biological process (GO): iron-sulfur cluster assembly
Cellular component (GO): cytosolic [4Fe-4S] assembly targeting complex
Molecular function (GO): 4 iron, 4 sulfur cluster binding
Source: RefSeq, a predicted model, not a curated record
UGCUGUAGUCCGGUGUCGCGACGCGCGGCUCGCUUUGCGGCGGUGCUGUAGUCCGGUGUCGCGACGCGCGGCUCGCUUUGCGGCGGUGCUGUAGUCCGGUGUCGCGACGCGCGGCUCGCUUUGCGGCGGUGCUGUAGUCCGGUGUCGCGACGCGCGGCUCGCUUUGCGGCGGUGCUGUAGUCCGGUGUCGCGACGCGCGGCUCGCUUUGCGGCGGUGCUGUAGUCCGGUGUCGCGACGCGCGGCUCGCUUUGCGGCGGUGCUGUAGUCCGGUGUCGCGACGCGCCGCUCGCUUUGCGGCGGUGCUGUAGUCCGGUGUCGCGAUGCGCGGCUCGCUUUGCGGCGCUGCUGUAGUCCGGUGUCACGACGUGGCUGUUCGCUUUGCGGCGGUGCUGUAGUCCGGUGUCGCGACGCGCGGCUCGCUUUGCGGCGGUGCUGUAGUCCGGUGUCGCGACGCGCGGCUCGCUUGGCGGCGGCCAUGGCGGCACACUUCAGCGGGGUGCUGCAGCUGACGGAGCUGGACGAUUUCAUCGCCCCCUCGCAGGAAUGCAUCAAGCCUGUCAAAGUGGACAAAAAGCCUGGAAAAGCAGCAGCCAAGAUCAGAAUUGAAGCUGAUGGAAGCUAUUUCCAGGUCAAUCAGGAUGGGGAAGCCCAGAAGCUGGAGAAGGCCAAAAUCACCCUGAAUGAUUGCCUGGCCUGCAGUGGCUGCAUCACCUCAGCUGAGAGUGUGCUGGUGAGCCAGCAGAGCCACGGGGAGCUCUGCAAGGUGCUGGCUCUCAACAAGGCUGCUGCUGCCCACGAGCAGAAGCUGGUGGUGGUUUCUGUGUCCCCCCAAUCCAGAGCCUCCCUGGCUGCAAGGUGCAAGCUGGGGCUGCUGGAGACAGCCCAGAAGCUGACCUCCUUCCUCAAGGGUUUAGGUGUGCACCACGUGUUUGACACAACCUUCUCCAGGACCUUCAGCCUCCUGGAGAGCCAGCAGGAGUUUGUGAGGCGCUUCCACAGACAAGCAGAGGACAAAAAGGCCCUGCCCAUGCUGGCCUCUGCCUGCCCAGGCUGGAUCUGCUACGCAGAGAAAACCCACGGCAGCUUCAUCAUUCCCCACAUCAGCACCACCAAGUCCCCCCAGCAGGUGAUGGGCUCCCUGGUCAAGGGCUACUUUGCAGAGCAGCAGCACCUGCCCCCUGACAGGAUCUACCACGUCACUGUCAUGCCCUGCUAUGACAAAAAGCUGGAGGCCUCCAGGCCAGACUUCUUCAACCAGGAAUACCAGACCAGGGAUGUGGAUUGUGUCAUCACCACAGGAGAAGUGCUGAAGCUGCUGGAGCAGGAAGGAGUGUCCCUGUCAGAUGUAGAUCCUGCUCCCCUGGACACCAUGCUCGGCGGGGCCGAGCAGGAGCUGCGCUCGCACCGCGGCGGGGGCUCGGGCGGCUUCCUGGAGCACAUCUUCAGCCACGCUGCCCGGGAGCUCUUCGGCAUCCACGGCGCCUCCAUCCACUACAGACCUCUCAAGAACAAGGACUUCCAGGAGGUGACCCUGGAGAGGGAUGGGCAGGUCCUGCUCCACUUUGCCCUGGCCUAUGGAUUCAGGAACAUCCAGAACCUGGUGCAGAAGCUGAAGAGAGGGAAGUGCCCCUAUCACUACGUGGAGGUCAUGGCCUGUCCCUCAGGCUGUCUGAAUGGAGGAGGGCAGAUCAAACUGGAGGGGGAAUCCAGCAAGGAGGAGCUGCAGCAGGUGGAGAGGUUGUAUGAAUCCCUGAGGGCUGAGAUGCCAGAGGAGAACCAGGCUGUGAGGGAGCUCUACGAGCACUGGCUGGGGGGCUGGGGCUCAGAGAGGGCUCUGCAGGUGCUGCACACUCAGUACCACGCCGUGGAGAGAGCCAGCUCUGCCCUCAGCAUCAAGUGGUGAGGGCUGCCCAGCCCAGGGAGCCUCAGUGCCUUCUGAACUCACACUGCUGCUCCUCCAGGGACCCUGUGCAACUCCUGCCUCUGGGAAAGUGCCUGGCACUGCUGCAGGGUGAGGUGAUGGCAACAGGCCCCAGGGUCUGACAGGGACACAGCAGGAGAUGGGACAGCCCCAGUCCUGCCAGAGCUGAGGAGCUCAAGGAUUCAGGGCUCAGCUCCAGGCUGAGCUUUGUGCCUCACCCCAGUGUUCCCCCCCAGGCCCUGCUGGGUUGUCACAGCACUCAGUUCUGUGCCUGCCUCACCCCAUUGGAGAUGGUCUCUGAGGCCUGGAGCUCUCCCCUCUCACUGCCCUGCAGGGUCUGUGCCCCCAGAGAGGGGAUCCAAAGCCUGGCAUCAUCCCUGGGGCUGCAGAGGAACUGGAGUGAAUGCUGGACAAGCCCCUGUGAUUCCUUUUCCUUAAAUUAUAAUAAUUUAUACCCAGGGCAGUUCCUUCUCUGUGUUUUCUUCCUAAGCACUCAGCAGGGAGUGACAGAAUUGUCACACUUGCCCACCCUCAGCAGCCACUUCCUGAGGGGUAAUAUCCCUAAAUCCAGACAAACUUACUGCUGGAUAACACCCUGAAAUUACCACAGAAUAAUUCCUGACCUUGGGGCUGGCAGGAGCCAGAGCCUCCUCUGCACUUUGUUCCAAUGAAUCCACAGAGCAAAUGCUGAAUUUUCAUGUUUUUAAUUAAAAGCUUUUUAUUUUUCA